Molecule: messenger RNA, 528 nt
Organism: Arabis nemorensis
Lineage: Eukaryota; Viridiplantae; Streptophyta; Magnoliopsida; Brassicales; Brassicaceae
Source: the annotation of a GenBank genome assembly
AUGAGUGGAGAGGGAAGUAAGGGAUCCGAUGUUCCUAGUGACUGGGCUAACUUAACACCUGAUUGCUUGUUCAAUGUAUUCAAAAACCUUACUGUGGAGGAGAUGUUGGAGGGUCCACUGAAAGUUUGCAAGCCAUGGACGGACGCUGGAAACAAAUCUGUUUUCAGUGUCUUUGACGUCGGAGGUCGCACCGUUGUGCCGUUCGACUGGACGGACAUGGAGGACAAAAUGGACGCCCUUCUCAAGCAUUUUGCAGACAAGAGUGAUGGUGGCUUAACGAGUAUCAAAGUCAAGCACUGCACUGACAAAGCCAUCUCCUAUGUUGCUGACAGGUGCCCUAAUCUGGAGGUUCUUUGGCUUUCUAAAUGCCCAAGUGUCACUGAUGCUUCCAUGCUCAAGAUUGCGACCAACUGCACCAAGCUUCGUGAACUUCACCUCCACAAGGCACCAUACGUUACCAACCAGACGCUGGAAAAGGUGCAUCAGAAUUGCCCCAUGGUCAACGUAUUGAUUCUGGAAGACGAGUGA